Molecule: messenger RNA, 1688 nt
Organism: Triticum dicoccoides
Lineage: Eukaryota; Viridiplantae; Streptophyta; Magnoliopsida; Poales; Poaceae
Product: protein IQ-DOMAIN 14-like
Exons: 4
Coding region: 427-1446 (339 amino acids)
Molecular function (GO): protein binding
Source: RefSeq, a predicted model, not a curated record
UCGUUGGGGCUGGGGCUGGGAUGGGUGGGCUUUGCUUGCCUGAAAAGCUCGUCCGGGGAAAAGGUUUCCUCUUCCGGGCUUCACGUAGGUGGCCAUAGGCGACACUGCCUCUCGCUUCCUUUCACUGAUCCAACUGCCAUCGCCCACCACCCACCGACUCCCCCGCCGCUGCCGCUGCCUUGGCGCUACGCCGCUGGCUCUUUUCUGCCUGCGCGCAGUCCGGCAUCCUCCUCUGCUCGGCCCUCCUCCCAUGCUUCCUCGCCUCGCGCCUCUCUAAAAGCUUUCUCCUCUUUUACCUCCCGACGAGAAAGCCAAAGACAAAUAUAUUUUCUGGGGUUGCCAAGUCAAAUCUUUUGCUUUCUUCUUCAACCUUCCAAGAACUCGCUCGUCCUCCCAGCAGGUAGGAAUAGGAUCGGUCGUCGCGCCAUGGGGCGGGCCAUGAGGUGGCUCAGGAAGUUGCUCAACGGGGGCGGCGGCAAGAAGGAAGGGGCCAAGGAGCAGAGCGCCGCCGCGCCGCCGAUCGAGAGGAGGAGAUGGAGUUUCGCCAAGGCCAGGAGCAGCGUCGCCGACGCCAGCCGCAGGCCUUCCGUCACCGCCGUGGUCGCCGGCGAGCUCUCCCAGUCUCAGGCGAGGCCGUGCGGCUGCGGCCAGGCGCGCGAGACCGAGGCCGCCGUCUUGAUCCAGAAGGCCUUCAGGGGCUACCUGGCCAGGAAGGCUCUCCGCGCUCUCAAGUCGCUGGUGAAGCUGCAAGCCCUGGUGCGCGGCUACCUGGUGAGGAAGCAGGCGGCCACGACGCUGCACCGGCUGCAGGCGCUCAUGAGGUUGCAGGCCUCCUCGCAGGCCCUCAAGAACCUCUCCUCCCGGAGGUCCAUCGAGCAGGAGCGGAAGACGUCGGCGCCGGUGGCGCACCGCCGGAGGCUGUCGGAGGGCGGCGCCGGGGACGACCGCAGCCCCCGGAUCGUGGAGAUGGACACAUGCCAGCUGCGGAGCCGGUCGUCGCGGAUCGCGGGCCGGUACGCGGCCGCCGACCCACAGCCACAGCCGCCGCCGCUGUCCUCGCCGCUCGCCUACUUCUGCAAGCCGCCGUCGCGGCUGCAGCUGCGGGAGCUGGAGCCGCGGCAGCCCAAGACGACCCAGAACACGCCCCGCCUCCCGGCCAUCGUGCCCGGCGGCUCGCCGGCGAAAGGGCGCCCCUCGUGCGGGGGCGGGCGGGAGUCGAGCAGCCCGCGGUACAUGGCGGAGACGGCCUCGUCCGUGGCGAGGGGCCGGUGCCAGAGCGCGCCGAGGCAGCGGCACGGCAACAACGCCGCCGGGUCGAGGAAGGCGGCGCCGCAGUCGCAGGACAGCUUCAGCUUCAAGAGCUCCGACGCGACGAGCCGCGUGGAGGACUACUCCGAGAUGAGCGACGAGGUGACCAGGGACUACUACCUCGACCAGCUCUGGUGAUGAUCGUCCGGCGCGCUGCUAAUCCGGGCGGGAAAUAAGCCCUUAACAUCAUCUCGGUAUAUAGUUAGUAGUAGUAUCAUUCAGGAUUAACAAAAUGUUUAGUAGUAGUUCUAGUUGAUGGCACGACACAUCAUCAUCGUCCUGCGAUCCGAUGUACGUAACGUAACCGCCAUUGUUGUAGCUCGGUGGAGCGUGCGAGGUUGCCAUGCCAAAGAGAAUGGGAAUAAAAUCCGUUCUGCCUC